AUGCAAAACCGCAGGCCAGGUAGUGACCGUCGCCAUGGAGCAGGUGAUGACCGAGUUGGUGUGCACGUGCGGCCGCCUGCACAGAUCCCUCGCCAGGAUUUGAUCGCGACGCUGAUCUUCGGGGUUAUGCAGCUCCUCUUCAUAUGGGUGUGGUGGAUCCUCUUCCUCCUGCCGAUCUCCGUGGUGAUGGGGAUCCUCCUGAGGAUAUUCGUGAUGCUGGUGAUCUUCCUGGUGCUGGUGACCUUUCCUCUUCCGUUCGUCGUGGCGCUGAGGAUCUUCACGACGAUCUUCGUGGUGCUGGGGAUCUUCCUGCUGAUCAAUGGAGUGCCGGGGGCGUUCCUCGUACUGAUCUUCGAGGUGAUGGGGCUCCGCCUGAUGAUCUCGGUGAUCGUCUUCCCCCUGCCGAUCUUCGUGGUGGUGGGGAUCCUCAUGGGGACCUUCGCGUUGCUAGUGGUUUUCGUGAAGCUGGUGAUCUUCCCUCUUCUGAUCUUCGUGGCGCUAGUGAUCUUCCUGACGAUCUUCGUGGAGCUGGGGAUCUUCUUGCUGAUCCAGGUGGUGCUGGGUCCGAUUUUUCUCCGGACCUUCGAGGUGUCGGGGCUCUUCCUGAUGAUCUCGGUGGGGCUGGGGAUCUUCGGGUUGCUGGCGGGCGCCGCGUCGAGCUUUGUGGAGCGCGUGCUCUUACUCUUGCCGAUAUUCGUGCUGCCGGGGAUCUUUCUGACGGUCUACGUGGUGCUGGGUUUGUUUUCGCGGGGCAGGUGUUUUUCGGCCUGA
Molecule: messenger RNA, 771 nt
Organism: Prorocentrum cordatum
Lineage: Eukaryota; Dinophyceae; Prorocentrales; Prorocentraceae
Source: the annotation of a GenBank genome assembly